AGGGGAGGCUGCUGCAUCUCUCCAGGACGCUUGCGUGACCGACUUGUAACGUACGUGACGUUGGCCACGCCACCUCCUCUCUCUCUCUUUCUCUCCUCCCUUUGUGCAGUUGACAAGCUCCUUCUCCGGUAGGACUGGAAACCACUGACAGAGAUAAUGGCUGUACCUCCUACCUACGUUGACCUUGGAAAGUCUGCCAGGGAUGUUUUCACCAAGGGAUAUGGCUUUGGGCUCAUCAAGCUGGACUUGAAAACGAAGUCUGAGAAUGGACUGGAGUUCACCAGCACAGGCUCUGCCAACACCGAGACCAGCAAGGUUGCUGGCUCCCUGGAGACCAAGUACAAGUGGGCAGAGCACGGCCUGACCUUCACAGAGAAAUGGAACACCGACAACACCCUGGGGACCGAGAUCACACUGGAGGACCAGUUGGCCAAGGGCCUGAAGCUGACGUUUGAUUCGUCCUUCUCACCAAACACUGGCAAGAAGAGCGGCAAGAUCAAGACAGGCUACAAAUGUGACCACAUCAACCUCGGCUGUGAUGUGGAUUACGAUAUUAACGGUACGGCCAUCCAUGGUGCGGCGGUGGUGGGCUACGAGGGCUGGCUGGCCGGCUACCAGAUGACCUUUGAGGCCGGCAGGAACAGGAUCACCCAGAGCAACUUCGCUGUGGGAUACAAGACCGACGAGUUCCAGCUCCAUACGAAUGUAAAUGAUGGCACUGAGUUUGGUGGCUCCAUCUACCAGAAGGUGAAUGAUCAGCUAGAGACAGCUGUCAACCUGGCCUGGACCGCCGGAAACAGUAACACCCGCUUUGGGAUCGCGGCCAAAUACCAGAUUGAUGCCGAUGCAGCCUUCUCUGCUAAGGUGAACAACUCCAGCCUUGUGGGCCUGGGCUACACUCAGACUCUGAAGCCUGGCAUCAAGCUGACGCUGUCUGCUCUCCUUGAUGGCAAGAACAUCAACGCUGGUGGCCACAAGCUUGGCCUCGGCCUCGAGUUCCAGGCAUAGAAAGAUGAGACGAACCUCUUGCUCCCCCCAGAACAUGCAUACAUACAUGCAUACACUCACACACACAUUCCCUGCCCCCACCAAAAGAACCUCCAAAUCCUUUAUUGAAUAGCAAACCCUCACGACCCUGUAUCCCUUAGAUGUGCUACAGUUGAAGCAAGGCAGCAUAAUGAAGGUCAAGUCGUCCAGUCGACGAUCUGCUACUUAUAAAGGACCACUUUAAGGGAACAUAUAUUUUGAAAAUACAGCUCAGAACAAAACUAAAAAUGAAACAAAAAAAAAAGUCAGACUUUGAAAUGUGUAGCUUACAAGGGAGAAGUAGCCUUGGAUUCAUUCAUGUUGGUCUUAACAUGUUUUUAUUUCACUACAAUCAUACAAAAUGCUUUAAUUUAUGUUUCUCUGUGCUUUCCAGUUCAGAUAAAGAGGAAAUUCUAAACUAUAGACCAGCCAGAAACACACAAUGGGCUCCACACAGUAAGCCUACAGUUGAGUAUUUGCACCACCAGAUGGUGUUAUUGCUUAGUACCAGUCACAACUCACUGAUCACAGCGCUCGGUGGUCGGCCAGCUGUCUUAUUCAAGCUGUUCUUCUACACUGGAGAGCUCUCUUACUCUAUUAUAGGGAAGUGUCUGUCUUGAGAUAUUAUUGUACGAAGGUGAGAAGGGUUAGUUGACAGUAGCUCAGAGAGGCACUGCACCCCAUGGUGUACAUUCUGUGUUUUCGUCUCACUCGUCUUUUGUCUCUGUGCAUUUGGUGUGAAUUAUGUCUUUUGUUACAAAUAGCGAAAAGAAUAUUAUUUUAUCGACAGUCUUGCAUACUUUAACCCACUUGUUAAAUGUGAGGAGGCAAAGAUCUGUCAAUUGUUCCUGGUCUAGUAAAGGGAAGGAAACAAGUCAUGCACACUGCUCAAAUUUGCGGCAUAAGAAACACUUGGGAGGAGGAACAACAAGAGGAAUAAAUACCCCUGACAGGAUGUGGUAGUCUUCCAGAACUGGUUAUGAGACCUGGGCUUAGUGUACUUGACAGUACUGUUACCUCCUGAGUUAAAUAAACAUCUUGAACCAG
Messenger RNA from Myripristis murdjan (pinecone soldierfish), 2073 nucleotides. It is a transcript of the gene vdac1, whose product is annotated as voltage-dependent anion channel 1. The transcript is spliced from 9 exons. Gene Ontology annotation, molecular function: voltage-gated monoatomic anion channel activity. The coding region runs from base 157 to 1008 and encodes 283 amino acids. Gene Ontology annotation, biological process: monoatomic anion transmembrane transport. The record is from RefSeq and is a predicted model, not a curated record. Gene Ontology annotation, cellular component: mitochondrial outer membrane. Lineage: Eukaryota; Metazoa; Chordata; Actinopteri; Holocentriformes; Holocentridae.